AUGAUGACGGAAACAACAACACCUUCGGAAAAGAUUUUAAAUCAUGUUGUGGCAGUGGAUGAUGAAACACUUGUACUUUACAUUCAACCCUCGCCAUCUAGGAUGUUCAAUUUCAAAAAUUUCAAUAGUUAUAACAUGAAUAAUUGUACAAAUAUUCGAACGCCGUGUGCCUCGUUGGCGGAGGCUCUUCAAUUUGCUCAAAGAAAUACUAGUUUUACAAAGGUGUUGUUAAAAUUGAUGAACGACAGUGAUGGCAAUGUGACGUAUGGAAGUGAACAAUGUCUAAUUGAUGUGAAUGGAUAUUUUCGACAAGUGACGAUCACAUCUCUGAAUUUACAACAAAUCAUCACAUUGGAUUGUAAUUAUCAGAAAUUGAACAAACAUUUAGGUGCAGCAAAUUUGGUGAUUUUUGGAAUUAAAUUAUUCAGAAUGGAUCUAUGGUUGAUGUAUCCAACAAUCGUAAACUUGGAUGUGACAGGUGUGGAGUUGAAUCAUGUCCGUAUUUUAGAUGAAGAUGUGACAACAAUCACACCACUUCUAAAAACCAUUACCAUCUCUCUUAGCUCGAUCAAAAAUUCAACCAUUUCUGUUCAAAACAAGCGUUGGAUUGAAAUCAAAAGUUGUGACGUUUCAAACUCGAGCAUGUCCUCUAAAAUUUCAUCUAAAAUAUCAUUGACCUAUUGCAAAAUUGAUAAUUUUCAAUUUACAGUUGAUGAUAGGAUAUUGGCACUAAGACAGUUGAAUAUUGAUUUCAGCAUCAGCUAUUGCCGAAUCAUCAAUUCCACUUUUAUUAUUUAUGAAUUUAACAGCACUAUUUUUGAAGAUGUACAAUUCUAUGGCACUAAUAUUAUCCAGCACCUAUUUUCAUAUGAAACAAAAUAUUCAAGAGUUACAGCAAGAGAUAAGGCAGACUUUAAAUUUCAUGGAGUCACAUUUAUUUCGCUAGGAAAAUGUACAUUUACCGAUUUGGAAGCAUUGGACAAUUCUAACAAGUAUAUUAUUAGUGUCGAAACUACUUCAGGAUUACUUCUUGAUGCUGUCACGAGUUACAACAAUAGAGCUCCACUUUUUUAUAUUCGAGAAGCACAAGGUAUUCGAGCGUAUGAUUUAAAUUUCACAAAUAACGUAGGCCCAUGUAUGACUGUGAAAUCAAACCUAUAUGAACCUGUACCUGGCCUGACGUCUUCCUUUCAAAUUUAUUCAUCCACUUUUGAGAACAAUUUUUGUACGACUGAGGAAUGCAAAGGAGGAGCUCUUCAAGUCGUUUUUUACUUGCUUCACAUUCAAUCCUCUGUAUUGAGAAACAACAGUGCUUUUAAUGGAGGAGCCGUUCAUGUUGAGACGGGUCUUCUUUCAUUAUUUAGUGUGGAAUUCAUUCAAAACAUUGCGAGAUCCAAAGGGGGUGCUGUUUAUAUUGGUUCUGGAACGUUUAACAGUGCACCCCUUAGUAUUGCAUUUAAUUGCUUGUCCAAUAUUGCAUACUAUUCAGGAGGAUGUAUCUAUUUUCACUCACCCAUACAAUCACCCAUUAACUGGAAAGACGUCAUCUUCAAUCAAAACGAGGGAAUGUCUUAUGGAAAUGAUUUGGCAGAGUCAUUACAUUCCAUUCGAUUCGAUGUGUCUAUUCAGUACGCAUCUGGUAAUAGCUCCAUUUUUCGAAAUAAUCAAGUUCCUGAAUUAUAUCUGUAUCCUGGACAAUUAGUUUCUAGUAUUGAAAUAACGGUAUGGAAUAACGUAUCUGAGAGAGUGAAAUUCUUGGAAAAUCCGAUAAGCUAUCAAUUGGACGAAUCUAAAAAUGCAUUGCUCAAUUAUGACAAGAACCCCAAUAAUUCUCUGGCACUCUCAUCAUUGACCGUUGCCAUUUUCACACCAAAUGUUCGACAAGUAUUUCCAUCGAUUUAUCUUGACACCAAUACAAGGAUUGAUACAAUUGUUCACAUUGAACCUUGUCCUCAAGGAAAAAGUCUUGUCAAACAAGACGUGUUAGAUGGUGCAUGGAUUUGUGUGGAUGAGCCGUAUAUACCCUAUGAAACCAUCAUUGCUGUAGCCUCAAUUACCUCCAUUCUAUUAUUCUCAUUAUUUCUUCUUGCUCUGUAUGCAUUGUUUCGUUUAAUUAGAAACAUCAUUUCCAAACUGAAACGAUUGGAGAAGAAGGAGAAAGCUGAAAAGCUCAUGGAGUCAAAACUUUUGGAAAAACGAGUCGUGUUAAUGGAAGGACAUGACCAUCAUGAAUCUGCUCUCAGCAAUUCACUUGGUGAAAAAUCACCAUUACUUGUGAAUCAUCACGACGGUGACAAGCAGGAUUCAUCCCAAUCGAACAAUGGAAGUUCCUCAAAAAAAAGCGUCUCCUCUCACACCUCUCACCAUGCACGAGAAUAUUCACAAUGGAUCAUUUCCAUUGACGAAAUCGAAAUUAUGAAACGAAUUGCAGACGGUGCAAAUGGUACCGUGUAUUUGGCAAGUUGGAACGGAACUAAGGUUGCAUUGAAAACUCUCAAACAUAGUGAUGAACCUCUCGACGCUUCUAGUGAAGAUGAAGAAUUCGAACGAGAAGCAUCUCUAUUGGGAAGCAUUUCGACAUCCGAAUAUUGUACAAUUUUUUGGAGUUAUUCUUGCAGGAAGCAAAAAGUAUAUGGUUGUGGAAUGACUCUAUUUCAGAAAAUUGAUAUUUUGUUUGGAGUUGCAAAAGGAAUGAAUUAUUUACAUACACUGAAACCAAAGGGAAUUAUUCAUAGAGAUUUGAAACCUGGAAAUAUUUUGAUUGACAAUCAUUUCACAGCAAAGAUUUGUGAUUUUGGUUUAAGUAAGGCAUUGACAGAUUCCAAUUCAGCAACCACGAAUAUUGGAACAUUGUCCUAUAUGGCUAAUGAAAUGAUUGAAGGAAAUUCCAACUACAAUCACAAGGUAGACGUCUAUAGUUUUGCAAUCAUCAUGUGGGAAUUAUUCUUUGAAGAGACUCCAUAUCUGAACUCGGCCUGUGAAAAGCUUUACAAAUUUAUUGAACAAGGUGACGAUGUUUCGAGGUUUAAUGUCAUUGUAAAAGUAUUGAAAGGUGAGAGACCAGUGAUACCUUUUCGAAACCAUGAAGAAAUGAGAGAAUGGAUUUCCGUGUAUUUGAUAGACCAAACCAACACAUUACAAACAUCGUUGGAUAUUUUGUGUGACGUGACACAAGAAUUCGUUUCAAUCAUGACAUCUUGUUGGAAUGCCAAUUAUUCAGAAAGGCCUGAAUUUAGUGAAGUGUGUUUGAGACUUUCAAAAUUACUAGAGUACUCAAAAUAG
This is a messenger RNA of Naegleria lovaniensis, 3282 nucleotides long. RefSeq lists its product as uncharacterized. Gene Ontology annotation, biological process: protein phosphorylation. The record is from RefSeq and is a predicted model, not a curated record. Lineage: Eukaryota; Heterolobosea; Eutetramitea; Acrasida; Naegleriidae. The transcript has 3 exons. Gene Ontology annotation, molecular function: ATP binding; protein kinase activity. Bases 1 to 3282 code for a protein of 1093 amino acids.